AUGAUGAUAAAGAAAGAGAAACACUGCAGAGAGAGUGUGAUUGUUGUGUUGGACUGGAUCAGGGCUUCUACAGAGAAGACUGGUGUUGCACCACUCCGGUGUGCUCUGCGUGACCUGGUAGGCCCAGAGGAUGAGAUUUUGGUUAUAACAAUUCUCAAUUCAGAGGCAAACACACCAUCACCGACUGCAAGUUUUUGUUGUCUGGGAGAGAUGAAAAGUAAUCAUCCAGGUGAAGGAGACCGGGACAUUAAGUUCCUCCACGAAGAGAUCAGUCCGAAAAUGGAAGCUUACGAGAAGAUCUUUGCACCGUACUAUGAUAGAUGCAGAAGCAGUGGAGUGAAAUUUCACGUGAAGAUUGCUGCCAGCUUCCAACCGGACAUAUUAGUGGGGGAGGCGAACAAUGUCAAAGCUACUUGGAUUGUUAUGGACAGGUUAUUUUCUAUGGACCAAAGCUUCAUACUGAGUGGAACAAAUUGCAAUAUAUCUUCGGUGCGCGAGGAUGAGGACACUAUAAUGUACAAUUAUUCACCUGGUGGAUUGGAAAAGAAGGAACGAAACCCCAAUCCAAAGUUUUCAAACCUAAAUAAGAGAUCGUCAUCAUCAUCAUCACAAGAUGAAACACAUGCUCAUUGUACCUUGCCAAACUUUCAAGGCAAAUAUCAACACGUUUCUCCAUCUGAUUUUGCAAGUACAAGCAGAGGACUCGAAAUUCUGGCAAUUUGUGACUCAUUAGAUGAAAGAGAGAACUUAGAAAAGGUGGAGCUGGAAAGUGAGGGGAUCGCAUUACAUGACAAUAUCUCCUCCAAUGAAGUUUCUAAAGUGAAGCUUAUGUCAAAAAUGCCAUUGCAACUAAGCUGGGAAGUGAUUUCUGAGAUAACAGGCGGGUUUGGAUCUACAAUUUGCAUUGACCAGAAUGAUUAUGUUGGGACCUAUAGAGGAUAUAUAACUGAUUGUUGCACGAAUGUUAUGGUAAAAAGAUUCAGUGGAGAUUUUAGUGGGAUUCUCGAAACAGAAAAAAGAGCAGCUUUGUCUAUGCAUCAUAACAAUAUAAUGGGGUUGAUUGGUUACCACAAGAGUGAAAAUGACACAAUUCUGGUCUUUCCCCAUCCAGCAAGAGGGACACUGGACAGAUAUCUUCAUGCUGCUAUUGGUGCAGACUCCAGAGGAACAUGGAAGGAAUUUCUGACAUUUCAAGAUAAAAUGAAGAUAGCAACAGGAACUGGUAAAGGUGUUCGAUACAUGCAUGAAGAGUGUCCUCGAGGCCCCAUUGUUCAUGGUGACUUGCAGCCAUGUAACAUUUUUUUGACCAGCGACUUUAAGCCACUGAUCACUGGCUUUGGGCGAGCUAAGUGGCUGCAGCUAGGACAGCAAACAUCACCUAUUAGUAGUAACAGAGGGGGCUCGCACAAAGAUCCUUUGGAUGUUGAAUCAUUGACUUUGGUAAAAUCAGACAUCCUUUCUUUUGGAAUUCUGCUCUUAAGGCUGUUCUGUAGAAAAUCUGCCCCGAAAGAUGGAAAGAAACUAAUUGAGUGGGCUCAGCCAUUGUUGCGGCAAAGAGCUUACCAUGAAUUAUUGGAUGAGGACACGGAGUAUUUGGACAUGCAUGGAAUUUUGAAGGUGGUGUGUGCUGCAAUUCAAUGCACAAAGACUAGGCCAGUUUCGCGACCUUGUAUGAGCGAGGAGAAAGUUCUUGUGCUGUGCAAUCAACGUCAUCUUCAGAGAGCAGCCCAAUUAUGCCCUAGAACACAUGGCAGUACAGUCUUCUAUUGCUCGCUCUGUGCUAUUUUUGCUGCAAUAGUCAAAGUUUAA
Messenger RNA from Cornus florida, 1809 nucleotides. RefSeq names its product G-type lectin S-receptor-like serine/threonine-protein kinase At1g34300. The transcript is spliced from 9 exons. The record is from RefSeq and is a predicted model, not a curated record. Gene Ontology annotation, cellular component: plasma membrane. Gene Ontology annotation, biological process: protein phosphorylation. Bases 1 to 1809 code for a protein of 602 amino acids. NCBI's taxonomy places the organism in Eukaryota, Viridiplantae, Streptophyta, Magnoliopsida, Cornales, Cornaceae. Gene Ontology annotation, molecular function: ATP binding; protein kinase activity.